Peronospora matthiolae is the source of this 111-nucleotide messenger RNA. The record is from the annotation of a GenBank genome assembly. NCBI's taxonomy places the organism in Eukaryota, Oomycota, Peronosporomycetes, Peronosporales, Peronosporaceae.
AUGGUGAGUGCAGAGUACGUACCGACGGACGCGAGGUUGGCUAACGUGCUCACGAAGAUCUUGUCGGCGCCGCGGAUGCUGACUCUUCAAGAGAAGAUUGGGCUGGUGUAA